This is a messenger RNA of Trichomycterus rosablanca, 1295 nucleotides long. Its product is annotated as zinc finger protein 664-like. The record is from RefSeq and is a predicted model, not a curated record. NCBI's taxonomy places the organism in Eukaryota, Metazoa, Chordata, Actinopteri, Siluriformes, Trichomycteridae. The transcript has 5 exons. Gene Ontology annotation, cellular component: nucleus. Gene Ontology annotation, biological process: regulation of gene expression. The coding region runs from base 53 to 1252 and encodes 399 amino acids.
AAGAACAAGAAGCUGCUGUGUUUGUACUGUAGAGCCUCAUCUAUCUUUAAUAAUGAAUUUAGCAGAAGAGGAACACAUAACCCCCAUGGAUCCACAAAAUGAAGGAUUCCAGAAACUAAUAAAAAAGGAGGAAAAAUAUGAAGAUGGAAGUUACUUCUGUGAAGGAUCUUUAAUCCCUGUGGAAUAUGUCACCUCUGAGGAACACCUCACCCCAGAGGACCAACAGUGUGGAGGUUUCCAGAUGAAGCCUGUGAAGAAGGAAGAACCUGAAGAUAAAGAUGAACUCAAACUGAACAAGGAUUUCUGCUGCUCCUCGUGUCCACGUUCCUCUACAACCCAAAAUCAGCUCCACAAUCACAUCAAGAGCUCGUCCUCUGGUACUGACAGCAUUAAUACUCACACUGGAGAGAAACCAUAUCAGUGCUCACAAUGUGGAAAGAGUUUUAAUAGACAGAGUGAGCUCAAAAUACACCAGCGCAUUCACAGUGGAGAGAAAUUGUAUCAGUGCUCACAGUGUGGGAUGGGCUUUAAUACAAAGAGUGGUCUAAAAAGACACCAGCGCAUUCACACUGGAGUCAAACCACAUCAGUGUUCACAGUGUGGAAAAAGUUUUAUUCAACAGAUUAAUCUCAAAAGACACCAGCACAUUCACACUGGAGAGAAACCGUAUCAGUGCUCACAAUGUGGAAAGAGUUUUAAUACAAAGAGUGAGCUCAAAAUACACCAGCGCAUUCACAGUGGAGAGAAACCGUAUCUGUGCUCACAGUGUGGGAAGAGUUUUAAUACAAAGACUGAGCUCAAAAUACACCAGCACAUUCACACUGGAGAGAAACCGUAUCACUGUUCACAGUGUGGAAAAAGUUUUAUUCAACAGGGUCAUCUCAAAACACACCAGCGCAUUCACACUGGAGAGAAACCGUAUCAGUGCUCACAGUGUGGGAAGAGUUUUAAUACAAAGACUGAGCUCAAAAUACACCAGCGCGUUCACACCGGAGAGAAACCGUUUCACUGUUCACAGUGUGGAAAAAGUUUUAUUCAACAGGGUCAUCUCAAAACACACCAGCGCAUUCACACUGGAGAGAAACCGUAUCAGUGCUCACAGUGUGGGAAGAGUUUUAAUACAAAGAGUGAGCUGAAAAUACACCAGCGCAUUCACACUGGAGAGAAACCGUAUCAGUGUUCACAGUGUGGAAAAGGUUUUAAUCAACAGAGUCAUCUCAAAACACACCAGCGCAUUCACUUACAGAAAUGAUGCUCACGGUGUUGGAGCUGCUUUGCUCAUUUAUCAGCACUUA